Molecule: messenger RNA, 472 nt
Organism: Styela clava
Lineage: Eukaryota; Metazoa; Chordata; Ascidiacea; Stolidobranchia; Styelidae
Product: single insulin-like growth factor-binding domain protein-2
Biological process (GO): regulation of cell growth; regulation of signal transduction
Cellular component (GO): extracellular region
Molecular function (GO): insulin-like growth factor binding
Source: RefSeq, a predicted model, not a curated record
AGAAAGUUUACGAACAUCUUGUAAAUCAUGAACUGGAAAAUAGUGCUAGUUUUGUGCAGUAUUGUAGCAUCUACAAAAGCAUUCAGUUGCUGGGAAUGCAGCGAGUACAUCUGUCCAGACGUAUUAUGCGAAGGAUCAUUGGUGAAAGGGGUGUGUGGUUGCUGCAAUGUGUGUUCUAAACAAGAAGGAGAGGAAUGCGGUGGAUUAGGGAACCAUGCCGGAACUUGCGAAAAAGAUCUUGAAUGCAAAAGUGAGAAACUUAAGCCUGUAAUACUACAAGAUGGACGCAUCCUGUAUCCUCCUGUUGACAUUCAAACUGCAGGAACUUGCAGAAAACAAAAAAAGUAAGUUGUGGAAGAGCUUCUGAAAGACACUCGGUUUCGAGAGAAUAAGUUGUGGAAUUAUGGAACAUUAAGAAUUCGAAACAGAUACCGAAAAAUUUUGUUUAAUAAAUUUGUUGUCUUGAAGCAAA